Molecule: messenger RNA, 1371 nt
Organism: Fusarium coffeatum
Lineage: Eukaryota; Fungi; Ascomycota; Sordariomycetes; Hypocreales; Nectriaceae
Exons: 2
Coding region: 1-1371 (456 amino acids)
Source: RefSeq, a predicted model, not a curated record
AUGUCGAUCGAAGCUGAGGGCUCGGCUCCUACGCCGCAGGUCCCCGAGAUUCAAGAAGUCAAGACCGAGAAGAAGGAGCAGAGCAAGCCCGAGCAGCCCCCCAAGGAGGGUCAACAACAAAAGCAGUCAGCAGCCCCCGCAGGCGAGAAGAAGCUCUCCGGAGCCGAAUUGAAGAAAAAGGCCAAAGAGGAGAAGGCCGCUAGACGCGCGCAAGCCAAGACUGCACAACCUCAACAGGGUCCUUCGCAAGGCGACAAGCAAUCCGGUGGUGACGGCAAGGGAGGCAAGGCAAAGCCUAAGCAAGACGGACAGAAUCAGCAGCAUGGCGGCGCAAAACUCCCCAUUCGACCGGCAGCGACAGCCGUCGUCAAGGAGGACAAGCCCUCGAUACCAGAUUGCUUCAGCCAUUUGUCUAUGGCUCGACGGAUAGACAUGACUCAUGCCGACAAGGACGUCCAUCCUGCUGUGUUGGUUCUCGGAGAACACAUGAGCGCAUUUGCCAUCAGUGAUAGUAUCACUCGACUGGAAGCGACUCUAUAUGCUUUCAAGAAGGUCAUUGACUCUUACACCACGCCUCCUGGCUUCACCUUUUCCCGCCAUUUCACAUCUCACGUUCUUAACCCUCAAAUCGAGUAUCUCACAGCAUGUCGCCCCAUGUGUUUCUCCAUGGGCAAUGCCAUCCGAUGGCUCAAGCUUCAAAUCAGCAAGAUCGAUAUCGAUCUCCCCGAUUCUGACGCCAAGAAGCUCCUAUCAGAGUCCAUCGACAACUACAUUCGUGAACGCAUUACUCUCGCGGACUACGUGAUCGUUGAGACUGCUGCCAACAUGAUUGAUGAAGGUGAUGUAGUACUCACAUACGCUCACCACCACCUGGUUGAGCGCACUCUCCUCCAAGCUCGCCAGGUUCUGAAUAAGAACUUCCGUGUGAUCCUAGUCGACGACCCUUAUGAGCGCGUUGGCAUCGAUCUCGCAAAGAAGCUCUCCGUCGCCGGCAUCCAUGUCGCCUACGCUUCCGAUCUCGGCGCUCUGCGAACGCACCUCUCCGAGGCAACUCAGGUUCUGCUCGCCGCCGAAGCCAUCUUUAGCAACGGUGCGAUGUACGCCCGCGCAGGCUCAUGCGACAUUGCCACAGCAGCAACUGACCUUGGUGUCCGCGUCGUCGCUCUUUGCGAGACCAUCAACUUCACCGAGCGUGUCUCAAUCGACUCGCUCACCUACAAUGAGAUUGACCCUGAGCAUUCCACCGAUGUUGGAUUCCGCUUGCUCUUUGACACUACACGAGACAAGUACAUCACGGUUGUUGUGACGGAACUGGGCAAUUCUUCGGCUACUUCCGUGCCGGCUAUCUUAAGAAAACUAGAGGAGCUGUAG